Postia placenta MAD-698-R-SB12 is the source of this 306-nucleotide messenger RNA. RefSeq lists its product as hypothetical. Gene Ontology annotation, molecular function: peptidyl-tRNA hydrolase activity. Gene Ontology annotation, cellular component: mitochondrion; cytosol. Bases 1 to 306 code for a protein of 101 amino acids. NCBI's taxonomy places the organism in Eukaryota, Fungi, Basidiomycota, Agaricomycetes, Polyporales, Adustoporiaceae. The transcript has 6 exons. The record is from RefSeq and is a predicted model, not a curated record.
AUGACGCCAGGCAAAAUCGCUGCCCAGCAUGCAACACUAGCGUGCUACAAGGCACUGCUCAAGACGAAUCCAAAGCUCCUGCAACACUGGGAGCGCACAGGGCAAGCAAAAAUCGCUUUGAAAGCGACCUCGGAGGAUGCGCUGCUGGAGCUUGAAGCAAUUGCGAAGAGCCUGAACCUAUGCGCGCGUCCGAUCCACGACGCCGGAAGGACACAGAUUGCGGCAGGCUCACGGACAGUGCUGGGGAUUGGACCUGGGCCGGUGGAGUUGGUGAACCGCGUUACUGGAAAGCUGCGGCUGCUGUGA